AGGAGCACUUGCAUUUUACUUGCAAACUUAGCAAGUUAUUAUCGUCAUAAUUACGAAGAGCGUGCCAUCGUUCGUAGUGUCAUUUAAUAAUCCGUCCUCUCGUACCGAGGGAUCGUCAAUUUGCACGCAGCAUUGAAGAAACAUUCUUUCACCGAGGUUAUCGAUUCCCGCGACCUCGUUACGUUUAUUAUUACGCGCUGUCAAUAUGCAUAAAUUGUAAACUGCAACGGUAAUUUGCGCGAAGAAUUUGCCGAGAACAAAGCCGGGUGACGCGCGAGUGCCUCGCAAUUAACUUCAUUCUCGCGACAUUUUUUUAUUUUAUAUUACAAAAGAAUCGUGUUUCUCAUGUGAAUAUUUAAGGAGAUGCGAUAAAAAAGCAAGAGUUAAAAGUGGUUUCAACUUUAUCUUUGUAGAAAAACGAUACUUGUAAACAUCAGUGAAGAAAAAGAUGCGCGUGGCAAUCGUGGGUGCUGGUGUAAUAGGAGUAACGAGCGCAUUCGCGGUGAAAGAUGCUUUUCCGAGUUACAACGUAAAGAUCAUUGCCGACGCAUUCUCGCCUGACACCACUGGUGACGGAAGUGCCGGCCUAUGGGGUCCUUACCUUCUCGGCGAUACACCUGUCGACAAUAUAACUCGAUGGGCUGGCUGCACGCAUCAAUGGUUCGAACAAUUGUGGAAAGCUGGAUUAUCAUCAAAAACGGGUGUUUCUUUGAUACCUGUAACUCGUAUUACUAGCGAUUGCGAGGCCAACAUUAAUAUAAAUUGGGCAAAACUUGUUUACGGGUUCCAGAAAAUUACUGACGAAAAAUUACAACGCUUGAAUGAAGAACAUAAGUCUAAUUAUAAACAAGGUUGGCAUUUUAUAACUUACACUGUUGAGCCGGUUCUGCUACUGCCGUGGCUCAUGGAAAGGUUCAUCGCUUUGGGUGGAAAAAUAGAAAAAAGAAAUAUUAAAACGUUGCACGAAUUAGCCGAGGAAGGAUACGAUUUAAUAAUAAAUUGCAGCGGGCUUGGUGCACGAGAGCUUGUCGCGGAUAAAACGAUGACAUCUAUCAGAGGUCAGGUGUAUAGGGUAAAAGCACCUUGGACAAUGCACUGUUUUCUAGUGGACGACGAUUCUUGCAAUUACAUUAUUCCUAAUAUCAACAGUGUUGUACUGGGCGGUACGCAUCAAGAAGGUGAUAUCGAUUGUUCUGCAAGGGAAGAAGAUUCUAAAAACAUUUACGACGGAUGUUGCCGCAUGAUGCCAUCUCUAAAAGCCUGUCAAAUAAUUCGCGCAUGGGUAGGCCUUCGACCAGGACGACCGCGAGUUCGUUUGGAAUGUGAAACCCUCAACUCGCCUACGGGAAAAGAAAUUAAGGUGAUACACAAUUACGGCCACGGCGGAAGUGGCGUGACGCUGUGCUGGGGGUGUGCCACUGACGUCGUGGAAAUGAUAAGAAAUUUAAAAGUACAAGAAUUAAACUCCAAACUGUAACUCUCCAGGGACAGAACAAACUUUUUAUUCAUACAUUUUUACUCGCACACGAUCGCGACACUCAACCUUGCUCAAUCUUUUCUUCUCAUACGAUUCCAAGGAUUGUAUUAUUCAAAAUAUUACAUUUUUAUUAUCUUUA
Messenger RNA from Formica exsecta, 1616 nucleotides. RefSeq names its product D-aspartate oxidase (gene Daao2). The coding region runs from base 449 to 1477 and encodes 342 amino acids. Gene Ontology annotation, molecular function: FAD binding; D-amino-acid oxidase activity. Lineage: Eukaryota; Metazoa; Arthropoda; Insecta; Hymenoptera; Formicidae. The transcript has 8 exons. The record is from RefSeq and is a predicted model, not a curated record.